Messenger RNA from Chrysemys picta bellii (western painted turtle), 4136 nucleotides. The record is from RefSeq and is a predicted model, not a curated record. NCBI's taxonomy places the organism in Eukaryota, Metazoa, Chordata, Testudines, Emydidae.
AUGACCGAGAUCCCGGCUGAUCCUGACCCGGCUCCCCAGCUCACCGUGUCCCCGCAGCAGCCUGUCUACGUAACCGGAGAAGCUGUGACCCUGACGUGCUCAGCUGGGGUGUCCACCGUGUCCGGGGUCCGGUUCUUCAGGAACAGCCAGGAAAUCCACUCCAAGGAAUUCCCCUCACCCUGGUACAGUUACACUGAGUUGAUUCGACUGUCGGGGGUGUCUGGAUUGCGAGCUGUAAAGUACAGCUGUGAAUCCUGGAAGACAGUGUCUGGGAGACAAAUUGCAUCGGAGAGGAGCCAACCCAUCUCCAUAGCAGUGAGAGAUCCCCCUCCCCAGCAAGCACUGAGUGUGGAUCCCCCAUCCAGAUCAGUGAGCGAAGGGAUCCACCUGCUCAUGACCUGCACGGCCCCCAGGGACGCCGGUCAGCAGAGGUUUCACUUCUACAAGGACAGAGCCGAGCUCAUCCCUGGGGACGUGGGGUCUGAGAUCAACACGACAGAUCCCAGGACUGUCUCUAUGAACACCUCUGUGCUCAGAAUGCUGCUGGCCAGUUCAAACAACACCGGGGAAUUCAGCUGUGGGUAUGAGGAGAAUGUGGGCGGGAGAUGGAUCCCGUCCCCCAGGAGCCGGGCUGUGACUGUCACUGGGAACGUCACAGUUUCAGCUCGAACCUUCCUCUGGGUGCAGGAGCUGACAGUGAUGCUCCUCAUCCCGGUGAAGAAGAACAAGCUGCAAGCUGCCUGGAACGGCCCCUUCAAAGUCAUCAGACAUGUAAAUGAGGUGAACUAUGUAGUGGAACUGUCCAACCGGGCACACAGCCCCCGGGUGUAUCAUGUCAACAUGAUGAAACUGUACUGGGACAGGGAGAAGUUGCUAACCCCUGCCCAGCAGGCAGAGAUCAGAGAGGUGCUGCAUUCAUUCCAGCAGCUGUUCUCCAACCAGCCUGGGCUCACUAAUCUGGCUGUCCACCAGGUGGAGACAGGAACCAACCCACCCAUCAAAUGUUCCCCAUUCAGGGUCACUGGGAAAACAGCCCAGGACCUAAAGAGAGAGGUCAGGGAUAUACUGGCUUUAAGAGUGAUCGAGCCGUCCACCAGCCCCUGGGCCUCACCUGUGGUGCUGGUCCCCAAGAAGGAUGGGUCGAUCUGGUUUUGUGUGGACUAUCAGAAGCUCAAUGCCAUCACCGUGUCCGAUGUCUACCCCAGGCCUAGGACCGAUGAGAUCCUAGACAAGUUGGGGGGCGCCCGGUACCACUCCAUGGAUCUUACCAAAGGCUACUGGCAGGUGCCUUUGGACCCGGAGGCCAGGGCAAAGUCUGCCUUCACCACCCCAAUGGGGAUCUUCUAGUCCCUGGUCCUGCCUUUCGGCCUCAAGGGGGCACCUGCCACCUUCCAGCGCCUGAUGGAUCAGUUGCUAAGGGGAUGGAGGACUGCUCUAGCGUAUAUUGAGGAUAUCUUUGUCUUUAGCCAGACCUGGGAAGAACAUGUGUCCCAGAUGAAGAGGGUGCUGGGUCACCUCCAGUAUGCAGGACUGACCAUAAAAGCUGAAAAGUGCAAGGUGGAGAUGGUAGAGGUUUCAUACCUAGGCCACAAGGUGGGGGGUGGCCACCUGAAGCCGGAGCUGGCUAAAGUGGAGGCAAUCAAGGACUGGCCCGCUUCCCAGACUAAGAAGCAGAGAGGGCGAUUUCACUUCUACAAGGAUGGAGUCAAGCUCAUCCCCGGGAACGUGGGGUCUGAGAUCAACACCAUGGAGCCUGGCAUCGGCUCUGUGAAUGUCUCUGUGCUAAGCAUCCUGCAGGCCGGUCCCAACAACACCGGGGAAUUCACCUGUGGGUACAAGGAAAAUGAACCGUCUCCUCCCCCGACCCCCUUGUCUUUUCCAGCCCCCCUCCCGGCUCCCCAACUCACCGUGUCCCCGCAGCUGCCUGUCUACGUAACUGGAGAAGCUGUGACCCUGACGUGCUCAGCUGGGGUGUCCACCGUGUCCGGGCUCCGGUUCUUCAGAGACGGCGAGGAAAUCCACUCCGAGGAUCUCCCCUCACAUCCGUACAGUUACACUGAGUCGAUUCCACUGUCGGGGGUGUCUGGACGGCGAGCCGUAGCGUACACCUGUGGUUACUGGGAGACAGAGUCUGGGCGAGAGAUCCCAUCAGAGAGGAGCCGACCCAUCUCCAUAGCCGUGACAGCCCCCCUCCCGACUCCCCAGCUCACCGUGUCCCCGCAGCAGCCUGUCUACAUAACUGGAGAAGCUGUGACCCUGACGUGCUCAGCUGCCAGGGCGUCCACUGUGUCCGGGGUCCGGUUCUUCAGAGAUGAUCAGGAAAUUCAGCGGAAGGAACUCCCCUCACCUCGGUACAGUUACACCAAUUCGAUUCCAGCGCAAGGCGGAACCUAUACCUGUGAAUCCUGGCAGACAGUGUCUGGGCGAGAAAUCACAUCAAACAGGAGCCGACCGAUCUCCAUAGCAGUCACAGCCCCACUCCCGACUCCCCAGCUCACCGUGUCCCCGCAGCCGCCUGUCUACAUAACUGGAGAAGCUGUGACCCUGAUGUGCUCAGCUACCGGGACGUCCACUGUGUUCGGAGUCCGGUUCUUCAGAGAUGAUCAGGAAAUUCAGCGGAAGGAACUCCCCUCACCUCGGUACAGUUACACCAAAUCGAUUCAAGCACAAGGCGGAGCCUAUACCUGUGAAUCCUGGCAGACAGUGUCUGGGCGAGAAAUCACAUCAAACAGGAGCCGACCGAUCUCCAUAGCAGUCACAGAUCCCCCUCCCCAGCCAGCGCUGAGUGUGGAUCCCCCAUCCGGAUCAGUGAGUGAAGGGAUCCACCUGCUCAUGACCUGCACGGCCCCCAGUGACGCUGGUCAGCGGAGGUUUCACUUCUACAAGGACAGAGCCGAGCUCAUCCCUGGGGACGUGGGGUCUGAGAUCAACACGACAGAGCCCAGGACUGUCUCUAUGAACACCUCUGUGCUCAGAAUCCCGCUGGACAGUUCAAACAACACCGGGGAAUUCAGCUGUGGGUACGAGGAGAAUGUGGGUGGGAGAUGGAUCCCGUCGCCCAGGAGCUGGGCCGUGACUGUCGCCAGGAACGUCACAGUGUCAGCUCGAACCUUCCUCUGGGUCCAGGAGCUGGCAGUAGGUGGCUCCUUCUUCCUCAUUAAUGGUCUCAUCUUCCUCGGCUCCCACUGCUGCUUCUAGAUCCAGGUAACUGGCUUCCUCUGUGAAGGGGGCCUUUCAUUCUGUGUCUUGGAUUCUCUCCACAAGGUGACCCGUUUGAUCUGCAAUCUCUCCCCUUGAAUUACAGCCUGGAGGGGGAGGUUCUCCUGAAAAGUCCAAGAGUGAGGUCUGAGAAACAUCCACAGGGUUUCAAAGGGUUUUAAGCACCAUGAACGCUUCAGCAACCAACCAAAAAGAAGCUGUAUCUGGGGUGGGGCACCGUCACUGUUUCACAGCUUCACAAUCCUUGUGCACAGAAUUUGCUUGCCCAGUGUGAACCCACGCAGCCCUGUAUUCACACCCUACACACAGCUGCAAUGACCUAUACAAACUCUGCCUUGUGAGGUAUCAUUUGAAAAUCCCACUACACUGGUCAAUAAUAUCACUGCAGAGUAUAGGUGAGAACGCUGAAGGUGGAGAUGUGGCCAACCUCCAUGAGUCUGUUUUAAAGUCUGUAUUUGAACAAAGGAGAACCAGGUCUGCCCAGGACUUGAAUAGAAAUUAAUCCGGGUGGCCAAUGACAAGAGAAUUAGGAUGUACAUUGGUGGUAAACAAAGUAAUCAAGCCACCAAGGACAAGAGGUGAUGACUCAGAUAUUGACAGGGCGAGAGAAGGGACCCCCAGGAGACCUUCCUUCCUGAAGCAGGCUCAAUAAACAUAGAGAGACAUGCUCUCCUGGACGAUACAAAGAGGGGCAGUAAACCUCCAAAUUCUCUUCCCCCUAAGACAACAAGGGAAACCAGCACCUCGCACUUCCCAGGAAAGUCAGGAUCGAGAGCCAGGCCAGACCAAGAGUAACCGGAAAGUGAAAUCACCUUCAACACAGACCGUGCCUUGCUACCUUGAGUUUUAGCCUUUCAGCUGUGUGUCUUCCCUUUGAUUUACUUGUAACCAACUCUAACUGUGUUUCUUUUUAUUUG